UUGUGAUGAAACCAGUAUCGCCAUUUUAAAAAAUAAAAAGGCGCUUAGUAAUAUUACUAUUUCCCAAAUAUUAGAACAGCAAAACCGAAAUUUUACGGCAUCGGGUAAAGUUUAUUCACCAGCAAAACAAAAAGGAAAGAAAGUUUAUUUUAGUGCUGGCGGUGGGAAAGAAUAUUAG
Scutellospora calospora is the source of this 178-nucleotide messenger RNA. The record is from the annotation of a GenBank genome assembly. Lineage: Eukaryota; Fungi; Glomeromycota; Glomeromycetes; Diversisporales; Gigasporaceae.